GGACAGGACCCCCGUCAGUGGUGGAUCUGCAUGGUGAGACCAUCUCCUACAAGGAACAAUUUGUGAAUCUGACGGAGCUCAUGGACUUCAAAUCCUUGAAGUUCACGCAGAAGCAGGUGGAGGCCUACACGUCGGUGCGGCGCUUGUUGCGGCUCCAGGUGGCGGAGUUCUUCGGCCUGGAUCCAGAGACCUUGCAGCAUGAUAUGACCUUCUUUUCGCACAUCAAUGGCAGCAAAACAGCCCGUACGUUGCACGACGAGUACUGGCAUAGUCACAUUGAUACCGAGCAGUAUGGCACCUUUGCCUUCACCACCUUGUUGUACCUGAACAGUCAAGAUGAGGACUUCCACGGCGGCGAGUUCGUCUUCGAGGCUCACGGCACGUCCUCAGCCGCGGCCGUGGAGCCGCGGGCUGGCCGCGUCGUGGCUUUCAGCAGCGACGCAGAGAAUCCGCACAAGGUCCUAAAAGUCACCAAGGGCAUUCGGAUGGCCCUCACCGCCGCCUUCACCUGCAGCACCGAGAAGGCCCUUUCGAUCGAGGCCUUUCCGAAACCGAGCCUGGUUGCGAGUGGAUGAGAAAUGUACAAGACAGCCACAAUGCCGGGAGAGCAACCCUGUGAGAGCAAGUGGCUGGGAUUUGUUUGACCAUGGGGACCCAUGAGGCCCCAUAAGAUGUGCAUUUGUUGUUGGAGCAAAC
This is a messenger RNA of Cladocopium goreaui, 696 nucleotides long. Lineage: Eukaryota; Dinophyceae; Suessiales; Symbiodiniaceae. The record is from the annotation of a GenBank genome assembly.